UUGCCCAGCCGCCCAGGUAUUAUGUAUAAUGCCCAUGGUGGAGUAGGAAAUAUGAUAAAAAUAAACAAAAUUGAGUAUCGCCCAAUACCGGCGACUUUACUUACAAGUUAUAGUUUAUCGUGAAUGCACUUACCGUGUCCGCGUGUGUACGAUUUGGUGCAAUGAAGAUUGAAAUUCUGAAGUUCUGAAGCAGUGAUACGCCAGAAGUCAGUUCACUAUAUUAUGUCAAAAAAGCUUGCAAAUUUACAAUGUUCCAACUGCAGGCACAAAAGUAUAAAAAAACAGUCGCAAAGGAACAGUCGACAGGAACUAGCCAAUGAUUUUUAAAAUGUGUUUGUAUGAUCAAGUAUCAAAAUAAAAAAGGACACCCGCAGCACGACCUCCGCCCGACGAAAUGUGUACGAAAACAUGGCGAAAACUGCUUCACGCGUUUAAGAACCACUCGGGAGCAACCAAAUUUUCACGCCACAAAGAGGAGAACAUCAACCGCGCAGCGUUGUUUGCGAUUUCUCAAAACCAAAAAAACGGCCAUUCGGGUAGGAAAAACUCGAAAAGAAUAAACCGACGAAAACCGUUUUUCUUUUCGCGGUCUGGAGAGAUCAAAAACAACGUCGCGCGGCCAAUGUUCUCCCCUUUUCAGCGUGAAAAUUUGGUUAGGCCCGUGCGACGCGAAACACUUUUUGGUAUUUUACACACGUAUUGCGAGACGACUACAGCCACCCCGGAAAGAUCAUUUUCAACCUUAAAAAGAUUGAAAACUUAUCCGAGAUCGACAACGAAUGAAGAUAGGCUAAAUGGACUGGCAUUGAUGUCUGUUCAUCGGGACAUACCCAUCGACGUGGAUGCAAUUUUUGAUGAAAUGGCCCUUACCCCUAGGAAAUUAGAUUUUGUUUUGUGAUCAUGAUGUUUUAUCACAAUAGUCUAUAAGUUCUUAUAUGUUUUUUUUUUAUACCACUUAAAAUAUAAAUUUUAAAUUGUUGUAAUCCCGAAAAACUGACUAAGUGUGUCAGCAAUUUAUUCGUCGACUAGUAAACUGCUUACAUAAUUUGUUUGU
Myzus persicae (green peach aphid) is the source of this 1054-nucleotide messenger RNA. RefSeq lists its product as uncharacterized. The transcript is spliced from 3 exons. Gene Ontology annotation, molecular function: protein dimerization activity. Lineage: Eukaryota; Metazoa; Arthropoda; Insecta; Hemiptera; Aphididae. The record is from RefSeq and is a predicted model, not a curated record. Bases 395 to 898 code for a protein of 167 amino acids.